AUGCUCCGCGCCUCCCUCCUCCUCGCCCUCCUGGGCCUGUGCAGCCUGGCCGCAGCGCAGCAGACGUACUCGAGCGUGCAGCCUUCCAACUACACACUGACGCUGAGCUUCACUCUGGACGGCGUCACCACCACCCCCGCGCCCUGCACCCAGUUCGACCCCUCCACCUCCACCUGCCUGCCCCAGGGGUCUGUGCCCGACGGCGACUCCAUCACCAUUGCCUACUCGGGCCCUGCCACCCCCGGCAACACCGUCUCCCUCAUGUUCUGCUACUCUAACACCUCCUCCGUCAACCGCGCCUGGCGCAAGUACAACGCAGUGAUCUCGGAGGACAAGAAGUGCAACGUGGCCAAGCCCUUCAAGACCGGCCUGCCCACGGGCGAGGGCAGCUUCAAGUGGACGCCCGGCCCCAACUCCGCCCCCUCCACCUACCAGAUCCAGCUGCUGGAGGUGGUGGCCGGCUCCGACCCCACCACGUAUGCGGCCAGCGGCAAGAGCGAGGGCUACUACCAGAUCAUCCCCAUCGACAGCCGCCCCACGUGGCUCAUGGCGCUGGUGGGCGUGUUCUGCACGGUGGGGCCCAUCACGCUCGCGGGCUUCUUCACCUACGAGAAGAUCUACAAGAAGGACUGA
Messenger RNA from Chlorella variabilis, 633 nucleotides. RefSeq lists its product as hypothetical. The transcript is spliced from 5 exons. Lineage: Eukaryota; Viridiplantae; Chlorophyta; Trebouxiophyceae; Chlorellales; Chlorellaceae. The record is from RefSeq and is a predicted model, not a curated record. Bases 1 to 633 code for a protein of 210 amino acids. Gene Ontology annotation, biological process: response to nitrate; nitrate transmembrane transport.